This is a messenger RNA of Austrofundulus limnaeus, 1707 nucleotides long. It is a transcript of the gene yipf1, whose product is annotated as Yip1 domain family, member 1. Gene Ontology annotation, molecular function: small GTPase binding. The record is from RefSeq and is a predicted model, not a curated record. NCBI's taxonomy places the organism in Eukaryota, Metazoa, Chordata, Actinopteri, Cyprinodontiformes, Rivulidae. Gene Ontology annotation, cellular component: membrane; Golgi apparatus. Bases 161 to 1075 code for a protein of 304 amino acids. The transcript is spliced from 10 exons. Gene Ontology annotation, biological process: vesicle-mediated transport.
CCCUUAUUUUGAAAAUAUCGAGAAACAGGAACGUGGCUUGUUUACAUGGCUGUCACUUCCUUCUCAAAGCUAACCUAGCUAACUGCAGUUUUCCUGAAAAAAUUGGUUUCAAAAAGUAAACUCACCUCUGUUUGGAUUAGCAGCGUUGUAGUGAAAGUGAAUGGCGUCAAACAGAGAUCCAUUUCAGUUCCAAGAAUUUGAAGAGGCUGAAAAUCUUCUGGACAGCCAUCGAGAUGCAGUCACCAUCAGCAUCGAGGAAGAGGAUCUGAAGUCCAAGAGCCAAAGAACUGCUGUUGGUUUUUCUCCAGACCUCACUGAUGAGGAUCCACUUGGCUCCGAUGACAAGGCAGAGCUUCUUGGUGGCCAAAAGAAAACUGCCCCUUUCUGGACAUUUGAAUACUAUCAAACAUUCUUUGAUGUUGAAACACAUCAUGUAAAGGAGAGGAUCAUUGGAUCAAUGUUGCCAUGGCCUGGAAAGAACUUCAUUCAAGUUUACCUACGUAAAAAUCCUGAUCUUUAUGGACCGUUUUGGAUUUGUACAACUCUUGUGUUUGCCACUGCCAUCUGUGGAAACAUAUCCAACUUCCUCUGGUACCAUGGCAGUCCAAACUAUAAAUAUACCCCAGAGUUUGGAAAAGUGACCAUAGCUGCUACAGCUAUCUUCAGCUAUGCCUGGCUAGUGCCCCUUGGCCUAUGGGGUUUCCUGCUGUGGAGAAAUAACAAGAUCUUAAACCUGGUGUCUUAUACCUUUAUGGAAAUCGUCUGUGUGUAUGGAUACUCUCUGUCAAUUUACAUACCAGCUGUGGUCCUGUGGAUUCUCCCAUAUGAGUGGCUCAGGUGGUGUUCCAUCGUGGUGGCCCUCUGCCUCUCUGGCUCAGUCCUGGUGAUGACGUUUUGGCCCGCGCUCAGAGAUGACAACCCCAGGGUCAUCAUGGCGGUUGUUUCAGCCAUUGUGUUGCUCAAUGGGCUGCUAGCUGUUGGUUGUAAGACCUACUUCUUCAGCAAACCAGAUGUGGAAGCUCAUGUUAGCAGUUCUCUUAAAACAGAGGCUGUCCAGUCGACGUUAUCGACAUGAAUACAUGGCAUUGUUUGAAGGUUCUCCUGUUGCCUUAGUAGAGAGAAUCGGGUUCCUGUGCAGAUGACGUCAUGGGUCGGUUGGAUUUCAUCCACACUUGGACAUUCCAGCCCAACGCCUUGAAAAGCCAGCGUGUAAACUUGGUGCAGCAGCGUUACCAUGAGAUUGAAAACUGGUUUCAAGUAUGUUACUUCUAAUGGGAUGGGAUCUAAACAAAACUAAAGUUAAUUGGGGGUGUAGAAUUACACAACGCACGAUAUCUGUUGUGCUGGUGUUGUUUUCGCCUUUCUGUCGCUCAUUUAAAAUGUUUAAGUAGAUAAGUUUGUGCAAUAAUGAUUGCAGCACCAACACUAUUUUAUACGUGCAUUUCUUUUACAGUAUAUUUCUUUAAUAGGAACGGGUACGUUUAUUUUAUAUAUAAAUUUAAAGUAUGAUUAACUAUAGGUAUUGGUAAGAAAUUCAAGGAUUUAUUAUCAAGUACCCUGUAAAGGUGAUGGGGUGGGAUUUUCUUAGUGGCCUCAACUAUUGCCAAAACCUGGUUUAAAUAAAAUUUCAAAUGAUUUUGUAAAUAUUUUAUACAUAAUUUGUUGUCAUUAUAACAAACAUCUUACAAUAAAGUCUGCUGAAUUUCA